AUGAAGACCGGAAACAAUACAGACUCCUUGCGAAACGAGACUGACAUGGGGGUCGAGCCAUCUACCAAUGUCCCUCCAUCUGCAAGUCCCAGAAGUCACAUUCCACCCUGGAAAUGGGUCAGUACAUGCAUUGCAUUGUAUCUAGGAGCACUUCUGUACGGCCUCGAUACAACGAUUGCGGCAGAUGUCCAGGCACAAGUAUAUGAAGAUUUGGGCCAUAUCGAGAACUUACAAUGGGUCGGCCUUGGUUUUCCGAUGGCAUCAGCUGCAACCAUCCUGACAUUCACUCGAGCUUACGGGCUAUUCAACGUGAAGACGCUUGUUCUAUCAAGCGUUUUUGUAUUUGAAGUAGGUCGAGUGAUUGCAGGUAUUGGUGGAGCAGGCAUGUAUCUUGGAGCUUUGACCUACAUAUCUAUGUUCACCAAAAGGUCGGAAACGCCCUUGUACAAUGCAUUGAUUGGCCUCAGUUGGGGAGUUGGAUCCAUUCUCGGACCAGUGGUUGGUGGUGCGCUUUCCGAGAGCAGUGCAACUUGGCGCUGGGCAUUUUAUAUCAACCUUCCGCUUGCGGCCAUUCUCUCGCCCGUCUAUUUCCUGUUGUUUCCCUCACGCGACGCCAGACCUGAUCUUACAUUUAGAGAGAAGGUCAAUCAAAUUGAUUGGGUUGGAGCAUUUCUGAACGCUGCAGUAUUCGUACUCUUCAUGAUUGCCCUCAGCUUCAGUGGCUCGACAUAUGCUUGGAGCUCAGCGGGAUCCAUCGUUCUCUGGAUAAUGUUCGGGCUUUGUCUGGUUGCAUACAUCUUACAACAAGUUUUCUCAAUCUCUACAACGGACGAGUAUCGAAUCUUUCCAGUGCAUUUUCUUCAGUCGCGGAUCAUGGUUUUGCUAUAUCUUGCCACAGCAGGUGCGAGUGCAGCUCAAGCUAUCACUCUCUACUAUACUCCGCUUUUCUUCCAAUUCACCCGAGGUGAUACGGCGCUACGUGCAGCUGUUCGCCUUCUGCCUUUCAUCUGCACGUAUAUUCUCUUUGUCAUGGCAGCAGGCGGCUCACUUCCGGUCUUUGGCCGUUAUCAUCUCUACUACCUUGUUGGAGGUGUGCUCAUCGUUAUCGGAAGCUCCUUGCUAUUCACGAUGGAGACGAAUAUUUCUACCGGCAAGAUAUACGGAUACGAAGUAUUGGUGGCGGCGGGUAUAGGUCUAGCAUGGCAGAACGCAUAUUCCGUCGCUAUAGCCAAAGUCUCAUCUGUCAAGGAAGUGCCGAAAGCUCUCGGUUUUAUCAACCUUGCGCAGAUUGGUACUGUCUCAAUCUCACUGGCAAUCGCAGGAUCGCUGUUUCAAAAUCUAGGAUACCAUGAACUGAAGAACGCAUUUGCAAAAUCCGGUCAUGAUUUCCCGGAUAACUAUAUCAGGUCGGCUCUCGCAGGUCGCAUAUCUCCAGUUUUCUCCUCCGCCGAGGAGGGUGUUGUCAAUAUUGCGACUGAAGCCGUGGCAGAGACCAUUCGAAAGAUGUUUGGACAAGCCAUAGCGGCUGGAGCUCUGGUUAUAGUUAGCUCCUUACUAAUGAAGUUUGAGAAGGUUGAUCUUGGAAUUGUAGCGGCUAGAACAAGGUGGGAGAAGAGUAAGAAAGCUUCGUCCAUUCCAAACCGUGAAAGUAUUACUGUGGUUUAA
Messenger RNA from Exophiala bonariae, 1665 nucleotides. RefSeq lists its product as uncharacterized. Gene Ontology annotation, molecular function: transmembrane transporter activity. The transcript has 5 exons. Gene Ontology annotation, biological process: transmembrane transport. Gene Ontology annotation, cellular component: plasma membrane. NCBI's taxonomy places the organism in Eukaryota, Fungi, Ascomycota, Eurotiomycetes, Chaetothyriales, Herpotrichiellaceae. The record is from RefSeq and is a predicted model, not a curated record. The coding region runs from base 1 to 1665 and encodes 554 amino acids.